CGAUGACUUCGGUUCGGUUUCGUGCUUCUGUAAAGGGCACUGCUUUACAGUAUCAACUUUUUCGUUUUUACAAUGCACACCAGUGACCCAAUUGGAUAAUUUUCGCAAGAGAGGAACGACAUCUUCAAGGGUUGUUCAUAAAUGAAGUAGUCGGUUGUCAAAGAGGUGCUUGGGUAUUAGAUAUGGCACUCACAUUCAUUUCAAACCGAUUACAGAAGGCAUGCCGCCACAUCUUUCCGUACAGGAACGUUGGAGAAUUAUUACACUACGCCAAGACAACAAUCUGUCCUUGCGACAGAUUGCUGGAAUAUUACAGUGUUCAUUCAACACCGUCCGGCGUGUGAUACAGUUAUUUGAGGAAACACACGAUGUGCUGGAACGAGAAGGUAGAGGAAGGCACAGGCUGGUCACCGGUUCAGUUCGGCGACAUUUCCGACAAAUUAUGUCACAACAUCCCAGUGACACAUCAGCCUCGAUUGCCAAUCGACUCGAACAGCGUAGUGGUGUCAGAGUUAGUGAUCGAACGAUCCGCGAAGCUCGUCGUAACGAGAACUACCAUCCCGUUCACGCAAGAGUUCAUUGGCACAUUAAUGAACAACAAGCUGCACGUCGAUUACAAUAUUGCAAUCUACACCAAUCCGACAAUUGGCGACAGGUAAUGUUCACUGACGAGAAGAAGUUUCAAGUGGAUGAGAGUGGUAUCGUUUACUGGAUUCCUAUCGGUGCUCCUCGAUCAAGAGCAUUCGUGGGUCAAGUGAAAUACACCGUGACCGUAUUUGGAGCAGUUUGGUUCAACAGUCGAUCUCGUCUGGUGUUUAUUCAAGGUUCCAGCAAUACUAUCACAUAUUUACAGCACGUGCAACUCGCUAUUGGCAACCAUGUUCGAAACUUGCGCGGUUACUCACUCAUUCACGACCGAACCACGUGGAGUCAUACACAUUUGGUGCAUGAUUGGCUGACUGCUAAUCGUAUUACUUGCAUGGAUGAUUAUCCUUCCGUCAGUCCUGAACUUAAUGCCAUCGAAUCAGUUUGGGGCUGGAUGAAUCGAUACGUGCAAUCGCGUCAUCCAAGGUCGCAAGAGCAUCUCGAAAAUUUGGUCAGUGAAGCAUGGCGACGUAUCCCUACCACCGUUGUCCAAGGCUACAUACGACGAAUC
Messenger RNA from Didymodactylos carnosus, 1156 nucleotides. Lineage: Eukaryota; Metazoa; Rotifera; Eurotatoria; Philodinida; Philodinidae. The record is from the annotation of a GenBank genome assembly.